CUCAGAUCAGCAACAGACUAUAUGCUGGUACAACGCAUUAGUAUACGUACUCAUUCGUCCGGUCCGUCACGAGUAAGAUCCGUUCAAGGUUGCAAUUUGACAGAGCUUGAGAUGAUCUGCAGAGAAGAAUAGGAGAAACUUCCCAAAUACAGGUGUGUCAAGGCUGUAAUCACUGCCAAAGGUGCUUCAACAAAGUACUGAGUAAAAAUAUGGAAGAGGACAGUCCGGAAGAGUUUCUUGCAGAGUUCAAGGAGAAACAUCUAGGUGCUUGGGGAAUUGUCCAGAUAACUGCUGGCACAGGGCUAGCUGUCUAUGCCAUGUGGGCAGGGGUUCUCAUGCCAGGAUUUCGAAAAGUCCCUCUGAGGUUACAGGUGCCCUAUCUCCCCGCCAGCAAGAAACAAGUGCGGAAUGUGAUGGCACUGCUGAGUGGUCGACAUGGUAACCUUGUGGACUUGGGCUCCGGUGAUGGCAGGAUUGUGCUGGAAGCACACAAACACGGCUUUGGUCCCACAGUAGGAUACGAACUCAACCCCUGGUUAGUUCGUCUAGCUAACUUCCACGCAUGGAGAGCAGGCCAUUAUGGGAAGGUGUCGUAUCGGCAGGAAGACCUCUGGAAGGUGGACCUUACUGAGUGUAAGAAUGUUACUGUGUUUUUGGCCCCCAGCGUGCUCUCUUUACUGCAGGAGAAGAUGGAGGCUGAGCUUCCAGAUGACGCCCUGGUAGUAGCCGGUAGGUUUCCCUUCACUGAGUGGACUCCAUGCAGGAUUGAAGGAGAUGGUGUAGACAGAGCUUGGGCCUAUACCAUGCAGGCCCAAAGACUGCCAGCAGGGAGUGCUAUGCUACCUGUACCUAAAGAGUUGAAAUCACCAGUUUGAACUGAAAGUGAGAGAACCAAGUAACUGAUUGGACCAGGAAGACAUGAGCAUGAGACAUAAGCAUGAGAGUUUGUAUGAUGGAAGAAACCAUUGGGAGUCUGAGGAGAAGGGACAAACCAUUUUCAUCUACAUGGGUUGACACAAGUAGCUGACUGAGACCCACUCCUCAGUGUUGAGUUGGUAGUUAGGGGCCUUUUCUGGAUUUUCUCAAUUCCUUGCCUCUGUUCUCUCCUCGCCUUCUGAAAACAACAGCUGUUUCAAAGGGUGUGUGGUUGAUUUCAAAACUCUUCGUGGUAGGAAUUGAGAAAAGACCAGGGAGUGAGAUGCCGUCUGAGUAUAUGAACCUGUCAACAGAUAAACUACCAAGCACAUGGUACAAUCCAGACAUCUUUAAAAACCAUACCUUUUCCACAUUUUGUUACGUUACAGCCUUAUUCUAAAAUGGAUGAAAUAAAAACAUGUCCUCCUCAAACUACACACAGUACCCCAUAAAGAAAAAGCAAAAACAGGUUUUAGAAAUUUUAGCAAAUGUAUUCAAAAUAAAAACCAGAUACCUUAUCAACAUAAGUAUUCAGUCCCUUUGCUAGGAAACUUUAAAUUGAGCUCAGGUGCAUCUUGUGUCCAUUGAUCAUCCCUGAGAUGUUUCUACAUCUUGAUUGGAGUCUACCUGUGGCAAAUUAAAUGGAUUGAAUAUGAUUUGGAAAGGUACACACCUGUCAAUGAACUCAGCAAAAAAAUAAACAUCCUCUCACGGUCAACUGCGUUUAUUUUCAGCAAACUUAACAUGUGUAUGUGUAAAUAUUUGUAUGAACAUAACAAUAUUCAACAACUGAGACAUAAACUGAACAAGUUCCACAGACAUGUGACUAACAUAAAUGGAAUAAUGUGUCCCUGGGGUCAAAAUCAAAAGUCAAUAUCUGGUGUGGCCACCAGCUGCAUUAAGUGCUGCAGUGCAUCUCCUCAAGGACUGCACCAGAUAUGCCAGUUAUUGCUGUGAGAUGUUACCUCACUCUUCCACUAAGGCACCUGCAAGUUCCCGGACAUUUCUGGGGGGAAUGGCCCUAGCCCUCACUCUCCGAUCCAACAGAGCCCAGACGUGCUCAAUGAGAUUGAGAUCCGGGCUCUUCGCUGGCCAUGGCAGAACACUGACAUUCCUGUCUUGUAGGAAAUCACACACAGAACGAGCAGUAUGGCUGGUGGCAUUGUCAUGCUGGAGGGUCAUGUCAGGAUGAGCCUGCAGGAAGGGUACCACAUGAGGGAGGAGGAUGUCUUCCCUGUAACGCACAGCGUGGAGAUUGCCUGCAAUGAAAACAAGCUCAAUCCGACGAUGCUGUGACACACCGCCCCAGACCAUGACGGACCCUCCGGACCCUCCUGGCACCAUCCCUGAAGCAUGGAGCAUGGUGAUGGUGAUGGCAGAAUCAUGCUGUGGUUUUCAGCGACUGUGAUAGUAGUCUGGACCAAGGGGAAAGAUGAACGGAGCAAAGUACAGAAAUCCUUGAUGAAAAUCUGCUCAGGACCUCAGACUGGGGCGAAGGUUCACCUUCCAAAAGAACAACGACCAGCCAAGACAACGCAGGAGUGGCUUUGGGACAAGUCUGAAUGUCCAUGAGUGGCCCAUCCAGAGCCCAGACUUGAACCCGAUUGAACAUUUCUGGAGAGACCUGAAAAUAGCUGUGCAGCGACGCUCCCCAUCCAACCUGACAGAGCUUGAGAGGAUCUGCAGAGAAGAAUGGGAUAAACUCCCCAAAUACAGGUGUGCCAAGCUUGUAGCGUCAUACCCAAGAAGACUCAAGGCUGUAAUCUCUGCCAAAGGUGCUUCAACAAAGUACUGAGUAAAGGGUCUGAAUACUUAUGUAUAUGUCAUAUUUCAGUUUUUUAUUUUUAAUACAUUUACAAAACAUUCUAAACCUGUUUUAGCUUUGUAUGGUAUUGUGUGUAGAUUGAGGAGAAAAAAACAUGUAAUACAUUUUCUAAUAAGGCUGUCAUGUAACAACAAUGUAAAAAGUCAAGGGGUCUGAAUACUUUCCGAAUGCACUGUAUAUCAUGGUCAUGAAGGCGUAUGAAGUAACAAGUUAUGGAGCAAACACAUAGGUUGUAAUAUACGUAGGUUGUAAUAUGUAUGCACACAGGUGCUAGCACAAGCGCUCUACACACAUGUACAUUGUAAUAUUGUUGUAUGGUGGUAUUAUACAUUUUGUAUUGUAGAUAUGUACUGGUGUAAUAAUGUUAUGAUGUACUGUUUCAUAUUUUGUUUUAUGUGUAUUGAAAUUUCCUUAAUAUGUUUGGACCUCAGAAAGAGUAGCUGCUGCCUUGGCAAUUUCUCAUGGGGAUCGCUAAUAAAUACAAAUACUAAAA
Molecule: messenger RNA, 3233 nt
Organism: Salvelinus fontinalis (brook trout)
Lineage: Eukaryota; Metazoa; Chordata; Actinopteri; Salmoniformes; Salmonidae
Gene: antkmt
Product: adenine nucleotide translocase lysine methyltransferase
Exons: 7
Coding region: 210-875 (221 amino acids)
Biological process (GO): peptidyl-lysine trimethylation; regulation of mitochondrial ATP synthesis coupled proton transport; positive regulation of proton-transporting ATP synthase activity, rotational mechanism
Cellular component (GO): mitochondrion
Molecular function (GO): protein-lysine N-methyltransferase activity
Source: RefSeq, a predicted model, not a curated record